GGAGGAGGAGGAGGAGCAGCCUGCAGCAGUGAAGGAGGAGGAGGAGGAAGAAGAGGAGGAGGAGGAGGAGAAGGAGGAGGAGCAGCCUGCAGCAGUGAAGGAGGAGGAGGAGAAGGAGGAGGAGAAGCCGGCAACAGGGAAUGAGGAGGAGGAGGAGGAGCCUGCAGCAGUGAAGGAGGAAGAGGAGGAGUAUGUGGUUGAGAAGGUUUUGGACCGCAGAGUGGUGAAGGGAAGAGUAGAGUUUCUGCUGAAAUGGAAGGGGUUCUCAGAUGAGGAUAACACAUGGGAGCCGCAAGACAACCUGGACCUGGACCUUAUCACAGAGUACCUGCAGAAACACGAGGAGAAGGAGGAGGAGAAGAAGAAGGAGGGCAAGAGGAAAGGUGUCAGGGAGGCUUCGGGAGACUCAGAGGUGCGAGGGAGCAAGAGUAAGAAGGAGGAGGUGAGUGAAAGAAAGAGGUUACUCCAGACUGAAGAGACCCAGAAAUCUAAUCUCAAUAUUGAUGAAUGUUAAUACAGCAGCGCAAAAUAGGGAGGAAUUUAAAUGAUGUAUUAAAGAUGUUAUAAUAACAUAACAGUAAUAAUUUAUUUUACCAGUAAAUUGUUGUUAAACGACAAAAACUGAUGAGAAAAGAAUAUUUUACAGUAACUUUGAAUGUACCAUGAGGUUUACCCAUUUCAAG
This is a messenger RNA of Etheostoma cragini (Arkansas darter), 683 nucleotides long. RefSeq names its product chromobox protein homolog 1-like. Gene Ontology annotation, molecular function: chromatin binding. The record is from RefSeq and is a predicted model, not a curated record. NCBI's taxonomy places the organism in Eukaryota, Metazoa, Chordata, Actinopteri, Perciformes, Percidae. Gene Ontology annotation, cellular component: pericentric heterochromatin. The annotation marks the transcript as partial. Gene Ontology annotation, biological process: negative regulation of transcription by RNA polymerase II; chromatin organization. The transcript has 2 exons.